AUGACUUAUGGAAUUCAAAGUGUGAGGCCUAGCAAGCAGCAGAAACGUCCGCCUCUCAAAGAACAACAACUCAGUCGUUACCAACUUGACUUCAGUCUAGGCUUCGCUGUUCCGAACACUGCAUUGGCCAACAGAAACGGAGUCGUUGCUCAGCCUAACACCAAAUCCGAUGCUUCUGUUUCGGUACUAGGUUCCCCCGAGAUACAUGAUCAGGCUGAAGUCAGUGAUAUCACGGCCAGUUUUCACUAG
This is a messenger RNA of Fusarium poae, 249 nucleotides long. RefSeq lists its product as uncharacterized. Lineage: Eukaryota; Fungi; Ascomycota; Sordariomycetes; Hypocreales; Nectriaceae. The record is from RefSeq and is a predicted model, not a curated record. The coding region runs from base 1 to 249 and encodes 82 amino acids. The transcript is spliced from 2 exons.